Messenger RNA from Lontra canadensis (Northern American river otter), 3673 nucleotides. RefSeq names its product SIN3 transcription regulator family member B (gene SIN3B). NCBI's taxonomy places the organism in Eukaryota, Metazoa, Chordata, Mammalia, Carnivora, Mustelidae. The record is from RefSeq and is a predicted model, not a curated record. The coding region runs from base 9 to 3404 and encodes 1131 amino acids. Gene Ontology annotation, molecular function: transcription corepressor activity. Gene Ontology annotation, biological process: negative regulation of transcription by RNA polymerase II. Gene Ontology annotation, cellular component: chromatin. The transcript has 19 exons.
CUUCCAACAUGGCGCACGCUGGCGGCGGCAGCGGCGGUGGCGGCGGCGGUGGCAGCGGCGGUGGCCCCGCGGGCCGGGGGUUGAGCGGCGCCCGCUGGGGUCGCUCGGGCUCCGCGGGCCACGAGAAACUGCCGGUGCACGUGGAGGACGCCCUCACCUACCUGGACCAGGUGAAGAUCCGCUUCGGCAGCGACCCUGCCACCUACAACGGCUUCCUGGAGAUCAUGAAGGAGUUCAAAAGCCAGAGCAUCGAUACACCUGGAGUCAUCCGACGUGUGUCGCAGCUCUUCCACGAACACCCUGACCUCAUUGUUGGAUUCAACGCCUUCCUUCCCCUCGGGUACAGAAUAGACAUUCCCAAGAACGGCAAGUUAAACAUGCAGUCGCCUCUGUCUAGCCAGGAGAAUGCGCACAACCACAAUGACUGUGCGGAGAACUUCAAGCCGCAGAUGCUGUAUAAGGAGGACAAGCCCCAGGUGCCCUUGGAGUCGGAUUCCGUGGAGUUCAACAACGCCAUCAGCUACGUGAACAAGAUUAAGACCCGUUUUCUAGACCACCCAGAGAUCUAUAGGUCAUUCCUGGAGAUACUGCACACUUACCAGAAGGAGCAGCUGAGCACGAAGGGGCGGCCUUUCCGAGGCAUGUCCGAAGAGGAAGUGUUUACCGAGGUAGCCAACCUCUUCCGGGGCCAGGAGGACCUGCUGUCCGAGUUUGGACAGUUCCUGCCUGAAGCCAAGCGGUCCCUGUUCACAGGAAAUGGGCCAUGCGAAAUGAACAGUGUCCAUAAGAGUGAGCAUGAGAAGAACCUGGAACACAGCAAAAAGCGCUCUCGGCCCUCACUCCUCCGUCCGGUGUCUGCACCAGCCAAGAAGAAAAUGAAACUCCGAGGUACCAAAGACCUGUCCAUUGCUGCCGUGGGGAAGUACGGCACCUUGCAGGAGUUCUCCUUCUUCGACAAGGUUCGCAGGGUGCUGAAGAGCCAGGAGGUCUACGAGAACUUCCUGCGCUGCAUCGCGCUCUUCAAUCAGGAGCUCGUGUCUGGCUCCGAGCUCCUCCAGCUCGUCAGCCCGUUUCUGGGGAAAUUUCCAGAACUCUUUGCACAGUUCAAGUCCUUCCUGGGGGUGAAAGAGCUGUCAUUCGCCCCACCCAUGAGCGACAGAUCCGGGGAUGGAAUAAGCCGGGAAAUUGACUACGCAUCUUGCAAGCGCAUUGGAUCCAGCUACCGAGCGCUCCCCAAAACCUACCAGCAGCCCAAGUGCAGUGGGCGGACGGCCAUCUGCAAGGAGGUUCUGAAUGACACCUGGGUCUCCUUCCCCUCGUGGUCAGAGGACUCCACUUUCGUCAGCUCCAAGAAGACGCCCUACGAAGAGCAGCUGCACCGCUGUGAGGACGAGCGUUUUGAGUUAGAUGUCGUCCUGGAGACCAACCUGGCCACGAUCCGCGUGUUGGAAAGUGUGCAGAAGAAGCUCUCGCGGAUGGCGCCUGAAGACCAGGAGAAGUUCCGGCUGGACGACUGUUUGGGGGGCACGUCGGAGGUGAUCCAGCGCCGCGCCAUCCACCGCAUUUACGGUGACAAGGCACCAGAGAUCAUCGAGAGCCUCAAGAAGAACCCAGUCACUGCCGUCCCUGUCGUCUUGAAAAGGCUGAAGGCUAAGGAGGAGGAGUGGCGGGAGGCCCAGCAGGGCUUCAACAAGAUUUGGCGGGAGCAGUAUGAGAAGGCCUAUCUCAAGUCCCUCGACCAUCAGGCCGUAAACUUCAAACAGAAUGACACCAAGGCCCUUCGCUCCAAGAGCUUACUCAACGAGAUCGAGAGCGUCUACGACGAGCACCAGGAGCAGCACUCUGAGGGCCGGAGCGCCCCUUCCAGCGAGCCACACCUCAUCUUCGUGUAUGAGGACAGACAGAUCCUGGAGGACGCGGCCGCCCUCAUCAGCUACUACGUGAAGAGGCAGCCAGCCAUCCAGAAGGAGGACCAGGGCACCAUCCACCAGCUGGUGCACCAGUUCGUGCCCAGCCUCUUCUUCUCCCAGCAGUUGGACCUGGGGGCGUCUGAGGACUCUGCCGACGAGGGCCGGGGGAGCCCCCAGGGGCAGGGCGCUGACGCUGGCGACCGAAAGAAGCCGGCACCGGGGCCGCAGAGCAGCCCCCCGGAGGAGAAGGGGGCCGUGGGCGAGACGCCGGCCGCCGAGCAGCCGCCACCACCGCCGCCGCACAAGCCCCUGGACGACGUGUACAGCCUCUUCUUCGCCAACAACAACUGGUACUUCUUCCUGCGCCUCCACCAGACCCUGUGCUCCAGGCUGCUGAAGAUCUACCGCCAGGCGCAGAAGCAGCUGCUCGAGUACCGGACGGAGAAGGAGAGGGAGAAACUGCUCUGCGAGGGCCGCCGGGAGAAGGGCAACGACCCCGCCAUGGAGCUGCGGCUGAAGCAGCCAAGUGAGGUGGAGCUGGAGGAGUACUACCCGGCCUUCCUGGACAUGGUGCGGAGCCUGCUGGAGGGCAGCAUCGACCCCACGCAGUACGAAGACACGCUGCGCGAGAUGUUCACCAUCCACGCGUACGUGGGCUUCACCAUGGACAAGCUGGUGCAGAGCAUCGCCAGGCAGCUGCACCACCUCGUGAGUGACGACGUCUGUCUGAAGGUGGUGGAGCUCUACCUGAACGAGAAGAAGCGGGGGGCCGCCGGGGGGAGCCUGUCCUCCCGCUGCGUCCGCGCCGCCAGGGAGACCAGCUACCAGUGGAAGGCCGAGCGCUGCAUGGCAGACGAGAACUGCUUCAAGGUCAUGUUCCUCCAGCGCAAGGGGCAGGUGAUCAUGACCAUCGAGCUUCUGGACACCGAGGAGGCCCAGACUGAGGACCCUGUGGAGGUCCAGCACCUGGCUCGCUACGUGGAGCAGUACGUGGGGACCGAGGGGGCGUCCAGCUCGCCCACCGAGGGCUUCCUCCUGAAGCCCGUGUUCCUGCAGAGGAACCUCAAGAAGUUCCGCAGGUGGCAGUGUGAGCAGGUGCGCGCUCUGCGCGGUGAGGCCAAGAGCUCCUGGAAGCGGCUGGUCGGGGUGGAGAGCGCCUGCAACGUGGACUGCCGCUUCAAGCUCAGCACCCACAAGAUGCUGUUCAUCGUCAACUCUGAGGACUACAUGUACCGCCGCGGGACCCUCUGCCGGGCCAAGCAGGUACAGCCCCUGGUCCUGCUGCGCCACCACCAGCACUUCGAGGAGUGGCAUGGCCGCUGGCUGGAGGACAACGUGACGGUGGAGGCGGCCGGCCUGGUGCAGGACUGGCUGAUGGGCGAGGAGGACGAGGACAUGGUACCCUGCAAGACGCUCUGCGAGACAGCGCGUGUGCACGGGCUGCCCGUGACCCGCUACCGUGUGCAGUACGGCCGCCGCCCAGCCUCACCCUAACCCCCGCAUGGCUGCCGCCUCGGCCCGGAGCAGCCCCGGGGCCUUUUCACGAACAACCUGAGGGGAGCAGUGUGUCCCCCAGCCUUGCUGCCACAGGCUGUGAGCGCCAGAGCGCGAUGGGGUCGUGUUGGCUUGUGGCCCUGUGCCGCCAUCCCUUUCGGCUUCCCUGCUUCCUUUGGGCCUGUCCUGUGCCAAACCUGAGCCCCUCCUGCCCUUGACCUCUGGGGGCUCACUCCCUGCUGGAAGGAGGAGGAGCCACACACUGGCCC